AUGCGAUGUGAUCGCCGUCCUUCGAAUACUGCGUCGUAUUUACUCGCUCGCUGGAAACUUGUCGCCGCUUGGGUUUUUGCAAGGGCUCAAUGCGUAUCAGCCCAGGAGGGAAACCUCGCGUCGUUCGAAAGACGUGGUGCAAAGCGUCGAGGACAUAGCAAUGGCAAUCCUAUGCCGUUCCAAAUGCUCAUGCAAAUAGGCAACUUUGAGGCAUCCGGCAUUCGCAUCGCCCCGUUCUUUCACCACGCGGGCUGGGAGGCCAGGCUGCCGGUCGAGGCGGUGACGGGCUUUGCCAUCGGCAAGGCCACGCACAUCUUGGCAUCCUCCAUCAGGAGACGGAUUGAAUCGGUUGAGCUGAAGCAAGAUCAUGAACUAGGUCUAAGGUCUCGACUCUCGCGGGCCAUCUCGUCCGACGAUGCGACGGGAAAUGAGGCUCAAUACACAAAUCUGGAUGAUAUUGAGGGCCCUAUCAGCAUAAUGUCACGACAUGGAAACCAGCCGACCGGGAAACAGGGUGGGGAGAUCGGAGCAAUCCACUUUUAUAUCAACAGUGAGCCUGAAAACAGAAGCUUGAAAGAAGCUUUGCAUCGAUCAUGUGAUCGGCGGCCACUAAGAAAAACCACCGGCCGCAACGUGGACGAGCGGUUGCCUUUGGAAUGGCCGAUGCCCUCCCCACCAUGUUCCAACCGCUCCACGCUCACGGGAUAUAUACAAGGCUGAGGAACGAAUGGCAAUUGGGAGGCAUUGGGAGAAGGGUAAAUAAAAGCCUCGUAUAAGUCUCGAACGCUGACUCGAGUUCGAACCAUCGGCCGGUCCGUUAGUAAGGCCACGGGACUGGGACCAUUAAGAGUCCGCUAGAAGAACACCAUUUCUUCGCAUCCCCCCCAUUCUCCGUGGGUUGCUGUACAGUGUCGUCUCGCCACGACCUUUCUCUCUGUGUGCCAUUUUGAGACAAUAGUUGGAUUUAGAUCCCCUUCCAGCUUGUCAGAUUUCAAUGCCACAUGUCCCUCCG
Molecule: messenger RNA, 1012 nt
Organism: Sodiomyces alkalinus F11
Lineage: Eukaryota; Fungi; Ascomycota; Sordariomycetes; Glomerellales; Plectosphaerellaceae
Exons: 7
Coding region: 1-720 (239 amino acids)
Source: RefSeq, a predicted model, not a curated record